AUGUGUUCAAACUCCGCCUUCGCGGCCUGGAAACGCUCCGGUGCUAGUCGUCUCGGCCAAGCAAGCACGGGAGGACCUGAGGUGCGGAUAUAGUGCAGGACAUCAUAUUGGACCUCACCACUGCAAAACCGGGAGUUGAUUAUUUUGGGGUGUCUAAGAAGCAGUUGCCGAAUGGGGCUAGUAAUAUCUGUACCCAAGACAAAUAAUUUGGUGGAACAAUCAAGGAAGUUAGUCUACGAACAGGCAGAUCGGUUGUGCCGUCGAGGAGACACGCGCGCCGGCAGUUAACAAGGAGAUUGAACUCGGCAAGAAAGUCCGAGCCGAGGAUUGCAUGAGGGACAUCAGCAAUCACAAAGAUCCAGGUGAAUGACCGACGAAGACCAAUGUUCAGGGUGAGAAACAGGCUGUCAAGAGUGGGGAUGGGGGAACAGAUGGCAGCUUGGAGGUGAAGACCAGGGCUGGGAACACGACGCUCGGCUGGAUUUGGGGGAACAAAGCUGAUUUGGGCCCCAGUAUCCACAAGGAAACGUCUGCGAGUCGCAGUGUCGCACACAAAGAAGGUGUGGCCAGAGCCGUUAGAACAAGAGAAAACGGUCGCAUCUAUUCUCUAGCUGAGUGGUUUCCCUGUGUCGGCUUAAAGAACAGGGUGAGGAACAUCAACGGCCCUUUAUGCCGAAGUUAGGGUAAUACUAACAAGUAUCGGCAGUCCGAGGUCGCAAACGGGAACGACGACGGCUGCGUGAGCGACUGGAAGUAAGGCGUGCCAGCUGUAUUUUAAGGGAGGCCAUCUCAUCCGCCAUGGCCGACACCUGCUUCAUUAAAUGCUCAUUCACCGUCGAUGAGGAUGUGGAGCUCUGGCAACGGAACCCGACUAGAACCGCUGCACUUCUAUCAUUCGAUCCGCCAUUUCAGCCAGCUGUGGGAUCGUGAGAUCUUGAGAACCGGACGCCAGGAUCGUUUGAACAUCUGCAGGCAGACGCUCUAGAAACACCUCCCUGUCGAAUGUAUCGUCAACCUGCAUGGCUGCAUGGAGAAAACGCAUUCGACGUAGAAGUUCUGAGGGCUUCCGAGGAGAUGUCAUCCAGGUGUAUCGGAUAUUGAGGAACCGGGAAUGUGCCCUAAACCUUGACGAGUUCUUCAUCCUGGCCACAACAACAAACCUGCGUGGGAACCCUCCAAAACUUAGAGGAUCCCGAUGCCGCCUGGGCGUUCGCAAAUACUCUUUUUCACAGCGAGUCGUCGGUGCCUGGAACGGGCUUCCCAAGGACGUAAUAAUGGCGGAUUCCACGGAGACAUUCAAGCAAAGACUAGAUGUAUAUUAGCUCGGAAAUUAGCGCUUGUCCGGACAGAACAGCUCUGUUGUGCCAAACCAACGAAUUGCAUACACCUACCGAAAAUGUGGAUGACUGUCAUUUCAUUUUACCGAAAUCAUCUACAACUGAAUGUUCUUGAGUUUCGGUCGUGCAUUUGUAAGAGAAAUAUUCUGUUAAAUGUAAAUAUUACUGACAACAUUUUAGUACCAUGGUUGUUUUAAAGUUAGAUAUUGCAUGUAUAGUUUACAAUAGGGGUUUCAAAGCCAUUGCCUAUUACCCUUAAAAUAUACUGACCUACUGACAUAGGUAGAUUCAACCGUCAGUUUGUUUACUUCUGAUUAGUAUAAAUGGUUACGAGUGGGCCCCUCUGUUGCCACACCCCAAGGGGUUCGUUUUAGAGUUCACUAGAUUCUGCAGUAGUCUGCCCCGGUGUGAAAUCAUAGUACCUUAUGUUAUAUGUGAGAUUGUAGCGGUCGCCGAUGUUGAGAGCGACACAUUCGGCUAGACAUAGAACACGGGGGAAGUUUUCCGGCUACGAAAGUGUUGCCCUGAGCGACUAAACCUCUUGUCAAACACGUACACAUAAAUUUAUUAAGAAAAGCUUUUGAAACGUAUGAAAAUAGUGUUAGAAGAUGUAAUCGGAUUGAAUCAUAAAGAUGGAAUACAGCAGUAUUUGGGGGAGCAACGUUUCAUGUAUAAUCAAAGCGUCUAACGUGGGAAAUGAUCUCUAUAUGUCCGUUAGACUACCGUUGGGAGUGAAGUGCUAGCAGCUACUGCAGGGGAGGAUUGUGGAAGUUGCGGAUAUCGUGCGAGAGAUAAUGAUGUCUGGUGCGAAUGUCGAUUGCGGGGUAAGGGAGUCUGGUAUUGCAGGUGAAGGUCACUGACAUCUUUAUCGCCACUCGAUCACCAUCCUUAUCCUAUGUCUGCGUCAAAAAGCGACUUAUUUCCUUCUGAGCAACUAAGUCAGUUCUUUGGUGAUGUAACGGACCAGGAAUUGCGCAGUUUUUUGAAUGUUGUGAACACUUUGCGCGGAUCCAGGGUGGGGAUGAUGCAAUCUUGCGUCGCUGAAAAUAGUCGGUGCCUUCCCCCUCUAUAGCCCGAACCCUCCCCGUAACUCAUCGCAACGUUAUCUCUCCCUCUCUGUCUCCCGCUCUACGCCGGCACCUCCGACGGUCCUCCACUGCUGCUGUCACAGCGAUGCCAUUCCCACAGGUUGUCUAGCAGACACGCUGACGCUACCUGUCCAGCUAGACGGACUGUCUUACCUGUUGUAGCUCCAUUUAUCCCUGUGCCAGUCAUUACUCUCCGAUUUAUCGAAGUUCCGGUUUCUAGUAUCCCUAUUUCUAGCAGUUUAAAUCUUCCAUUCUCCUUGCAAGAGGAAUAGAAAUUAUUGCUUGGAUGAGAAUGACGAUGCGUUUGACAACUCUCCAGCUUGCUGACUCGGUGUGUGCUAUGUUUCAGGUCUCCGGUCACCGCAGUGUGUUGCAAGACCAUGGAUUUAAAACUCCCAAUUUUCGAUGUCUACGAAUUUACUGCACCGUACCCAUCCUGUCUCUGUACCUCAGCUAGUGUUGCCAUCACAACGAAUAACGAAGAUUUACAACAAGUAUUCAAACACGAGUUUAAUCUCUCGCUUAUGUAGGAUCCUUUGCUGCAAACCAUUUUCAGGAUAGUAAAUUCGCGGUGAGUAUGGCUGAUGCACAAAAUGUGGAAGAAAUAAAUUACGUUCAUCAACAAACUAUUCAAGCGGAGACGGUUGCGAAAGAACUCCGUUACCAAAAAUUGUUUACUAAAUUUGGCAUAAACCCCUUUAAAAAAAGUAUUAUAAUUUUCAAACGCCUUUUGCAUUUAACACAAAUAUAGUCUGCGUAUUAACGGGAAAACCGAAUGCCCGUUCAGAAGUUGGACAGAUAGAUGGUUUGACAGUUACAUUAUUGAACGCUUUUGCACAGAACACUUCCUGAAGGUUAUUAAUCGUGCCGCCCUAGAGCCCAAGAAGGUGCAUGAAGAACCACAAACGGUUAAUCAAGAAUAUGGGUGGAUACCUGUACCUCUAGUUAGUUGGAGUUUGCAUGUUUAUGCAUAAAUUCUUUAAUUAAUUCUUCGUUCGUUACUAUAGUUCGAACUAUAGUUCGGGAAGGUCCACUCAAGUGGACGAUCGAUCGUUAUUAAUAAUAACUAAGGUAAUCAAUGACUAUAGUUAUUACAAGCAUAUUCUCUUAGAAAAGGUUUCUGAAGCCCAAUUCACUAUGGAUUUAACGUUUUGUGUCGUGAACUGAACUAUAUAGUUCAAAAGAAUAAUAUUAUUCUUUUGUGACCAUGGUGAGUUCAUCCUAUAGGGAGAAAUCUGUCGAAUUACUGCAAUGAAGAAAUUAGCAAGUCCACGGGUGCGUUUGUGCACAAAAUUCGGAGUAAGAUGUCACGGGGAAUUAAUGAUCAACCUACAGUUCAGGAGGAGAUUUGGUAGUGUGAAAUACAAAAACACCUCAUCGAACAAAUUUAAGUGAUCAUAUUGAGAGGGUAAAGUGUUGCCUGAAAUGAGUGGACGAUCCCGCUUCAGCACAAUUUAGUCAGUGGUUCAGCUCAAGAUUUCAGUGCUUUUCGUUUAAAGACCAUAAACACGGCGCGUAGGAUAUUGUUCGAUCUACAUGACUUUGUGGUUCUUACAUAAUGCUCUGGAAGAUAUCCUUGAGUCAUAAACUCCCAAUAAUGAGUCCAAAUGCAAUGAUUAAAGUCCCCUUCGGUCCUCUUGCUUUACGAAGAAGCAGGCUUAAGUAAUUCAUUUGUUGGUAAAGAUAUUUGUAACAAGACGGAACAUAGCUGUCUUCAGUAGCAGCUGAGAGAUAGUUCGUAUGUUGGCGUUCUUUGAUAUUACCAAAAUAUCACGCGUAUUCCGCGUAGUUUAAUAAAAUAGAAACGACUUUCUUUCAAAGAGUAAAUUUUGAUGAGAUCACUUCCUACCUUUAUUGGAUUGCCGUCAAAUUAUUUGCGCCAGAGGCCGCUUAUUAAAGAUUUACUGCAGUAUGAAGUAAAAAAUCGCGAGUAACUCAGCUUUUAUUCUAACAGCUAUUCAUAGAGGGCAAUUAAGAAAAUAAAAGCAAGAUGCGAUGCGUUUGCGGAUCUAGAAAUGUGCUUCUUCGAUAUAAAGUUGUUUGUUUCCAACACCACCCGGUUUAGUAGAGGGUAAACUGUACCAAAGACAGGAAUUAAACUAAGGCCGAUAUCGUUAAACAGUCGUAAGGCAUUUCAUGGGAUUUUAAUGAAAAAACAAGGCACUCAACAAGAGGGAACGGAGUAUUCAGAAAAGAAUUUUUGAAGUGGCGAUGCGCAUCUGACGCUGAAAUGUGAAAGAUUUUCAGCUAAGGAUGAGAGUAAGCUUUACUUGCCUAGUCCUUCGGUACUUUGUUUGAGCCGGUGUUACCGAAUGACUGCUUUCUUGCUUAUUUUUUAAGUCUGACCUACCGUGUAUUGUGUGAAUAAAUUUAUGAAAUAAAUUUCAACUGCCGUUCCGAGCUCGAUAUAAUCAGCAUGCUUUUUAAUCUCAUUUAGGAAUUAUUCUUCGUUGGUCAUAGCGGUGCCUUCAUAUUCUUCGAAGCAUGAGGGAAAGAACAUAUAAACAUCUCAACGGGUUUUAGAACACAAGACCACAAGCCACCUACAUAUUAGUUACACUGGCACUAAACUUGGUCGCUGACAUAUAGGUUGUCGAGGCGUUGUUUUGUGGAAUAAAUUUGACCAAAGCAAAGGCAUGUUUUUCCGCCUUUGCCCUGUUCAUAGGUAGAGUAAAUUAUAAAUAACGCAUUCUUUGUGCCAGUUUUUUGGCGGUUUUUUUUAACAGUAUUUCGGACCAAGCGUAUGCAGAAUACUCUUCUAGGGCAACUAACAACAGAAAAACUUUUUAAGUCUUUUGGUAUCGAGCGCACGAAAUGGAUCGAUUCGCUUUGUGCCUACCGGUCCAACCCUUUCAGGGUUGCAUGCAUAAAACACGGGCAAAUACCAGCAUUGACACUUCACUAUAAAUGUUUCAUCCGGUUACAUAUUUUCAAUAAUUUGCGCUGUGAAGGAAAUUUCGACACAUACUGAGGUCGCCAUGACUAUGAGUGGAGCAAUCGAAUGCAAUCGAUUGUUGGAACUUCUGGCAUCGUGAAACUUAAUGUGUAGGUCUGCUACGCGCAAGCUGUGACUGUGAAAACCAUGAACUAGAUACGCAGAAAACCAAUUAUUUGAAGUUUUAUCUCAAGUUUUUGACGGUAACUUUGGUAACAUCUAGCAUCUGACUUUCAAUUUUUUGAGGCAUUUAUACUGGGUAUACGAAUUUUAAUCUACCUUAUUUCUUAGAUGCAGAACGACCCACGUGACAGACGAUUUAAUUUUGGAAAGAAAAGCUGUGAGAUGACGCUAUUCAUGGGAAGCUUUUGGAAACAGAAGGAGGCCAGCUCGAUGGGCGCUAAAGAGCCAACUGCAUAA
Messenger RNA from Spirometra erinaceieuropaei, 5780 nucleotides. The record is from the annotation of a GenBank genome assembly. Lineage: Eukaryota; Metazoa; Platyhelminthes; Cestoda; Diphyllobothriidea; Diphyllobothriidae.